ACCAGCGCUCCCUCCGCCCCGACCUACUCACCCAGCUCACAAGCAUCUCUCUCUCACCUCCGGCGAAUAACACACCAGAGCUCACCUCUCCCCUCGCUUCCCCGCGAAAAUGUCGACUGACGUGGCUGCCGCUGACAUCCCGGUGCCUCAGGUGGAGGUAGCCGCCGACGCUGCCGUUGACACACCGGCGGCGAAGCCGGCCAAGGCGCCCAAGGCGGCCAAGGCCAAGAAGUCCACUGGCCCGAAGAAGCCCCGCGUCACCCCGGCCCACCCGUCCUACGCCGAGAUGGUGUCGGAGGCGAUCGCCGCCCUGAAGGAGAGGAGCGGGUCGAGCACCAUCGCGAUCGGCAAGUUCAUCGAGGACAAGCACAAGGCGCACCUCCCGGCCAACUUCCGCAAGAUCCUGCUGACCCAGAUCAAGAAGCUCGUCGCCGCCGGCAAGCUGACCAAGGUCAAGGGCUCCUACAAGCUCGCCAAGGCCCCCGCCGCCGUCAAGCCCAAGACGGCGACCAAGAAGAAGCCCGCCGCCAAGCCCAAGGCCAAGGCGCCAGCCAAGAAGACCGCCGCCAAGUCGCCGGCCAAGAAGGCCGCCGCGAAGCCCAAGGCCAAGGCCCCAGCCAAGGCCAAGGCCGUCGCGAAGCCCAAGGCGGCGGCGAAGCCGAAGGCGGCCGCCAAGCCCAAGGCCAAGGCCGCCGCCAAGAAGGCGCCGGCCGCCGCGACCCCGAAGAAGCCCGCCGCCCGGAAGCCGCCCACCAAGCGGGCGACCCCGGUGAAGAAGGCCGCGCCGGCCAAGAAGCCCGCGGCCAAGAAGGCCAAGAAGUAGAGCCCCGCAUGACGGACCUAGAUGCCCUGGCGGUAGUAUUGAGUAGCCUAAUUCUCUGUUCGGUGUUGUCAGUCAAGAGCUUCUUGACUGUGUCUUGGGCGGCGGUGGGCUGUAAAUCUGAUCUAUCUGUGCCGGGGGUGUACCCUUUGUGUCGAGGAAGAGUGAUAUCCAUGGGAAUCAGUUGUACUAGUAGCAGUAAUCUGUGUAAUUUAGUCUUUUUUAUUAUUGCAGCAAUGUCCAUGAGCUAUUUGUCAGAA
Triticum aestivum (bread wheat) is the source of this 1080-nucleotide messenger RNA. The record is from RefSeq and is a predicted model, not a curated record. NCBI's taxonomy places the organism in Eukaryota, Viridiplantae, Streptophyta, Magnoliopsida, Poales, Poaceae.